CCGCCACCGCCACCAACUUUAAUAUUAAAAACCGCAUUUGCGCCUUGUUCAACGUUCAACGUUACAACGUUAACACCCACAUCUUACUCAGCACAGAACUCGCAAACAGAUUUUCCGUGAUCCACAAAGUUCAUAUUAUCAGCUUGACGAGAUGGACGACGACGACGAGCGCUCGACUUCACAAGCGCACACGUCAAAAGGUGAUCAAACAGAUUGGACAGAUGACUCGGAUGACGACUUGUAUCAAUCAAUAAUAUCCGAUAAUGGUGAAGACUAUAUGGACGUGGAAGACUCCCCUCCGCACGAUGAUGUUCGUGACCUUGUCCAAUCGAUUGAAGGGAUGUAUCGGGUCUUGGACUUGAUCAGUGAACAAGGGAGCGGUGGACUAGUGGACAAAAUUAUCAUUGCACAGGAUUCACUCCGGGCAUUCACCAAUACCAUUUGUCCUGGUUCAUAUGUGUCCAUGACGAAAGUCAAGUUCAGCGUGCUGGAUGGCUUGAACGUGAAGCCCAUCGGCAUUUAUGGGAGCAAAGAAGAAAUAGCGCGACUCUUAUUGUCUCUCGGCGUUGUCGACGACCACAUAGCAGCGCAGCUUGUUGUGGACAACAGCGAGGCCAGUGUUUCGAAACCAAACCUUCGUUCUGGGCUUUACAUUGUCCGAACAAAUCGUGAAGCUACUUCCGAUGAACAAUUGUUCGUCGUCUACUGGCCCGAGGAUGCCACUUGGGAUGAUUCAGCUCCUUCAUCCGUGAAACGUAACCGUGUUACCUUUAUGCGGUACCUGACAACAAUGUGCGACCAAAUAAUGGCACUCAUCUCCCCUGAGCAUGCCCGCUCCAUUGUAUGGAUUGGACAGGAAGGCAAAGACACCGUGGUGGAAAUGGACAAAGACGACGACGAGCCUGAUAGAAUGUUCACAUUUGAAGUGAGGAAAACCAACCAGCAGGAAGAAGCCGUAAAGCUACGUCCUGGAUUCAAGGCUACAUCCGUUCGCAUAGCCAUGCCCCAGCCUCACCCGGACGCACCAGAAGAUUUUGGACUGCACAAGCCUCGAUUGUUGCACGGCGAGACUACUCAAGGGUUCAUGACAAUUAAAUAUCUACCUGCCAGGCGGAUCACCGAUGUUUGGAAGCGUAGGUCGGUCACUCGCCUCCAGUUAGGUGAUUGGUUACACAGUGACAGAUUGCGAGUGAAGGAGAAUCUGGAUGCUAACGCGGUGCAUAUUUUACUGAGUGCUGGCCUUCGGAAUCGCUUCCCGCAAUUGUGCGAACAAUGGCGGCGGGAGUCUGCCGAUAUUUCCUCCAAUGUCAGGGCCACCAAAGCAUCAACUGAGGCCAGCAUCAAGACGAAGCUCGAGAAUGACUUGCCUUUUCUCACUCGCAUCUUCCACAGGGAAUUGGUGGACGCCAUCGUUGAGAAAUUUCCCACUUUCACCCAUGGUUCCUUCCCUUCCCCUGACCAGAGCGAACGAGACGACCCUGUAGCUCAAGAUCCGGUUGAACCUGCUGUCGCUCCUUCUAUGCCAACUGAUGGCUCUUCCUUUCAUUCCGCGCAAAGCGAGCAGGCUAGCUCUAAACCCCAAGAUCAACUUUCGACCAUCAUUGAGUUAUACCCAGAAAUAGAGAAAAAUUUUCGUCAAACGUUGCAAAAGCUGCGCAUCGAGAAGAUCAACAGCCACGAUUUCAAGAACUACAAGCAACGAGUCUAUAUCGCGGAAAGCCUACUUCGUCAAUUUCCCGACAUCAAGAUGGAAGGCGAAGACUUCCUGGAUGUAAUCCUGCACGAAGACAUGCGACAUGUCAAGGAAUCUAUCAGGAUGCUAGGGAAACAGGUUUCCCCGCAGCAGCAGCCGAAGGGAUUAGUGAAGCAAGCUUGGAGCAGUAUUAAUUCCUUCAUCUCGUCUGGGCAAGGUUCCCAGUUCGUGGAUGAGACCUUCAGAGUUGCAGAGGCUACUGCAUCUAAGACCAGUGACACUCAGUUGCUCGCUAGGUUGGAUGACAUGGAAAAGCUUCCUAUCAUGAAAAAAGUUGUUGCAGGUACCAGGGCUGCUGCGUUGGCGCAUUUCAGAUCGCUUCUAGCGGCCCAAACGAAGACCUUGGCUCAUGCAUCGUUGCGCAUACAAAUUAAUGAAUCUGUGGCCCGGGUUCAUAGCGAAGCGGCCAUCAGUGAAGAGCAGCAACUGGCCGAAUUACGAAAGAGGUUCAUUGCUGACAUCAAUGCCCAUUCACAGACGGGUCAUCAUUCCAAGCACGCCCUUCUUAUCGAUGCCAUCGAGGAUGGACGAGGUUACUAUCAUGCAGCAUCUCCGGUGCAAAUAACUGGUUCAAGGGAAUCUUUCGAGGAGCCAAAGCUGGAAUGCACGGUUCACCCCAUGCAACUGACAACGCAGGAUCUACAUUCUUUACAGUUAGAUUCUAGUUCGAUUCCCUCACCAAAAUUCAGGAACUCGUUCCCGUUCUUGUUACCCCUUGGUCAUUCAGUGGUGAGGGCGCAAUUACUUCCAGGCGAGAAGAUCCUGCUCGCAAUGACUGAUCGGUCUGGAAACCUGACGGUGUACUUGGAACAUCUCACUGCCAUCGAGGGCGCCUUGACUCACAGCAGCCGUGGGAAAAAGUUGUACCGUGACAAGAUCGGGGAUUUUAUUCUGGCUUUUGACGAGUCAAAGCGUGUACUGAGCGUUGUUGCCACAGAGAAGCUCUUCUUACACAUCUUCGUUUUUGAUGAUACCCUCGGUUUUCAGGCCAGUGGCAGUGCGGUCAACCUGACUCAAUGGUAUCUUGAAGGGACUUCCAUCAAUCAUGCGUGUUUCAUCUGCGGUGGCGAAGAAUUGCUGCUCGUUGAUACAUUAGCACAGGCCAGAGUUUACUCCCUGACGACAAUGCAGUUUAGGCCUGCAACUCUCAACCUCAUUCAGAUUCCAAUGGCAAUUUACUCGACUCCGGAUGGUUCUUGCUUAAUCACGGCUCAUGUUUGCGGGUCUGAUUUGUUCUUAACCGCCUACCACUGGAGCACCUUCGGCUCAACAGAUGGUAUCCCGCUCGAGAUCCCUGAUCUUCCACUAGACCAGCCACUGCUUCUGACUUCACUGACUAGUAGCCGGAAUAUCGUGCAUUUGGUCUCACUCGACGUCGACACUCAAUCAUGUCGAUCUAUUGCUCUCGAUAUCACCCGGAAAGUGACAGAGUUCACCUUCAAAGAAAAGGGUGCCCGAGGAGGGAAUGCAAAGCCCGAGAGCGUUACCGCCCACAACUGUCUCAUAGAUUGUCAUGCCGAAGUGUGGACUCGCUUCCCGGUUCUUCCUGCCGUUCAGCGGGAAACGAUAACGUCGUCCAGUAAAAGGUGUCAGCGAACAUUGGUCUUCGUUACAGAUAUGGACCAUCAUACAUUUGUGCCGCACUUCCACGAUCUUGUUUUAAACUUUGAAAGGAUGUCAAAGAAGCCAACCGCAAAUCUUCUCAAGAGAAUCGCUGUCUCUACAAUGACACACUCUGCUUUUCACCAUGAUCACCUCGACGGUGCGGAGUGGGGCGUAUCAAAAUUUCGUGCUGGUGAAUGGCUGGCGGAAUUCCUCUGUCUCAUUCCUAUCCAGAUCGCUGUGACAAAGGAAAACCGUUUUAUUCCACUCAAAGAUGGCGUGUAUUCUACUGAACUGGAGAAGUCCCUUCUUGGCGCGGAUGUCAACCGCAUUGUCGACUACGUGUCUUUUGGUUGGUAUGAAUCUCUAUUUCAGUCAUACAUGGCCAAAAAGCCUGUCAAAGUUGUGUCAUCUAUGGGUGAACAAUCUGUGGGGAAAAGCUUUUCCUUGAAUCAUCUCGUGGACACAUCUUUCGCUGGAUCUGCGAUGCGCACGACGGAAGGAGUAUGGAUGUCAGUGACCCCGACCAAAGAUACCCUUGUGGUCGCUUUGGAUUUCGAAGGUGUCCAUAGUAUUGAGCGCUCCACUCAAGAAGAUACUUUACUCGUCCUUUUCAAUACUGCAAUUUCCAACUUGGUGCUAUUCCGGAAUAACUUUGCCUUGAGUCGUGAUAUUACAGGACUAUUCCAGUCAUUCCAGUCGAGUGCGACUGUCCUCGAUCCAGCAGCCAACCCAAGUCUCUUUCAAUCAACAUUGGCAAUCAUCAUCAAAGAUGUCGUGGAUUCAGACAAAACAGAUGUCACUAAAGAGUUCGCUCUCAAGUUUCAGAAGAUUGUCCAGGACGAACAAGAGGCAAACUUCAUUUCUUGCCUCCACGCUGGACAGUUGAAUAUAAUUCCAUGGCCGGUGAUCGAGUCGCAGGAAUUUUACCAACUGUUCCCAGCCCUUAAGCGUCGGUUGGACAAACAAAAACUCACUCAUAAUACAGCAGGAGAGUUCCUUCAUACGGUGAAGACCUUGAUGGCAAAACUGAAGGCAAAUGAUUGGGGCGCUCUGUCACAAUCGAUGGCCUCGCAUCGAGCACAACUUCUUCUCGCCCGGUUGCCCAACGCUUUAGCAUUCGGACUGCAGGAGGUUCAUCCUGACACAGAACCUUUGAAGAACCUGGAUGACGAUGUCCCGAUUGACAUGCCUGAUACUUUUCUGGUCAAUUUGCGCGUCGCCCAUGUUCGCGAGUGGAUAUCAUCGAAUGUUGCUCGCUUUCAAAGCGGGCAAGCAAGUAUUGACGAGCUCAUGAGAGCGUUUGAAAGCGCAACAGUGGACUUGAAGAGCAACUUGCAGUUGUGCAAACUGAAGUGUGAAAAUUGCGAACUGCUCUGCAUUCAGAGCAGAUUGCAUGACGGACAGCAUGACUGCCAGACUACUCAUGAUUGCACACAUUCUUGCGAUUUCUGUGCGUCAUCUGGAGAGACGAAGGCUUGCUCUAUGUCGGCGGGACAUCCUGGCUAUCAUAUGCAAGUCUUUCGCGAUCACAUCCGCACACCAACUCACAUUGGAUUCGCCCUUUCCAGAUGUAUUGUAAAUGCGCAUCUCUGUGGUCAAGUUUGCAAACUCUUUGGGAGACGGGGAUGUCUGGAUGAGUGUACGAAGGUGAUCGGUCACGCAGAAGACGACCAUCUAUGUGCUGCUACUGUGCAUGCCUGCGGUCAGCCCUGCGAUCUGUCAAAGCUCAGGUUUGGUGACGGAUCCACUCCCCCUUGCCGCGGUACUUGUGGCAUUCCAAGUGACGUGAACCAUGACCAACACCUAUGCGAUGCUCGACUUUGCUCUUUCCCCUGCCAACUUUGCAAGAGACUCUGUGCGAAUACAGACCAUCUUCAUGGCUUGGAAGACGACGCUAUUCAUCUUUGCGGGGAGGAGCAUUCGUGUUCUAUGCACUGCGCUGCUGAGGGCAUCUGCGAAAUUGAGACUGCGCCACAAUCGAUCGAGGCGACGUUCACGGGAAGGCACGAGACGUUCCAGUAUACGAAGUACUCGCAAGUGGCUAAACGACUGAGAUGUGCCAAGUCGAUACCACCAGGACUGGUAGCACAUGCAGGUCCGCACAACCAUAGUUUGGACCAAAGAGUAGUGCAUUUUUGCAGAACAAAGUGUAAUCACUGUGGUUACUAUUGUACAUCACCGCUCGGUCACCCGCAACAAGAGCAUGAAACGAGACACGGAUCCAUGUCUUCGUCACGAUGGGCAGUUGAUGGCCCUGAUGAUUCGGGUCUCGAGGUCGAAGGUCGUCGCUUCUCUUCAAAUGAUGAGGGCGCACCAAUGAUGUGCAACCUCGUUUGUCAGGCGCUGGGCAGACACGCCCACAUUGACUACUGUCGUGCGGAGGAUGCCGCCUCAUGCAUAGGAAACAAUGAAGCUCAGCAUAUUUUCAAGAGACUGUUACCACACCCGGACCGUCCCAAAGAUUUUUUGACACAUAAUCUUUUCUGGCGGCGGAGUGGCUUCAAAGAUCCAUAUUCUCGGGAGGAACAAACAAACUUUGCAAAAUGUGACGCCAUGUGCAGCGGUCAAGUCUUCUCUGUUGCCGAUCUUUGUUGGUUACUCAUCCUGACACCAGGUCCUGAACACAGUGCUGCACAAGGCAAUGCCGCUCAGCCAUCUUUUUGUACCUUACCUCUCUUUCACGUUCCAAUGGAUCCAAACAACGCCCCAGCGACCCUCGGUCACGUCUCCAACGACGGGCAUUUUUUCUCUUGCAGGAAUCCCGUGGUGAUGCAGCAAGCAUUCCAUGUAAUUUUUGUGGCGGAUAGAUCUAGUUCUAUGAGAUUGACAGACCGACAACCUCUCAGGAAUACUCCUGCCUCAGACAGAAUUAUCCAACGUUCUAACAACAGGUUUGGCGCCGUUCUCUCGUCCCUGUACGGCUUUUGGUCUGCCCGAGCUGCGGCAGUUGCUGGUCGACAAUCAGCCAGACGAGACUCUUACAGUAUCAUCCUAUUUGAUCGGUCCGUUGUGGACGUCGUGGUGAACGACUUCUCCAGCUCGCCUGACCAGCUACUAGACGCUGUGAUACGUCACAACACUUCGGUAGGCACAAAUUUCACUGCUGCGAUUCAACGUGCCCAGUCAGUCAUGGAGCAACACUGGAGCACGGAGAGAACUCCUGUUAUCAUCUUUCUGUCGGAUGGCGAGUGCCCUAUCGAGAACCAAACUGUUCAAGAUUUGUGCCACGCUGCAGUCCGCCUCGGAAAAGCACUAUCCUUCCACUCCGUGUCUUUUGGCACAAAUAGACAUUCCGCGACAUUGAGAAGGAUGUUUCAGGUCGCUCUUGAGAUCCAGAACAAUGCCCCACGAGACCACUUGGCCCCCGCAGCAGUUACACCGUCCUCAUACACAGAAGCCUUAGAUACGGUUCAACUUGCUGAAACAUUCCUUGGAAUCGCUGAAUCGCUCACAAAACCCAGAGGGUCUCUCAUUCAUUAGCAGGAAAGACACGACAGAAUUAUAAGAAGGAAUACAUCAAUGCUGUUUUGUCUUUAUGUCUGAGCAAUAGCUGAAUCAUUAUGGUGCUUUCAAUGAGAGUUCUUCGCAAACAUUACGGCAAGUCUGUCAACUCAAGGAUCUCGAGGACUGAGGUGACGAAGUUCCUCCGGAACGUCUGCCUUACCUAAACAAAGGAUCCAGGCUACGACAACGUUGUUGAUCGACCUCCUUCACACGUGCAUUUCCAUGUUCAAUUUCGGGAUGUUAGUGAUAUAUAUCGCACAAGCACAUGCCGCUUCGUUUCGCAGAUGCAGAGGAUGUUCUCGAUCAUGGGAAUUGAUAACGGUACUGUUGGCUAGCGCGAAGUUGUAUUGUCGUGAUGCUAUGAAGACCAAUCAAUAUAUAGUACAAUAUCUGAUCCCGG
Suillus subalutaceus is the source of this 7262-nucleotide messenger RNA. RefSeq lists its product as uncharacterized. The transcript has 42 exons. The coding region runs from base 152 to 6838 and encodes 2228 amino acids. Gene Ontology annotation, molecular function: GTP binding; GTPase activity. Lineage: Eukaryota; Fungi; Basidiomycota; Agaricomycetes; Boletales; Suillaceae. The record is from RefSeq and is a predicted model, not a curated record.